AUGCGAAAAAGACACGAAAAAAUUAUUGAAUUUGUGAAUGCACACACAAGCACCAACACACACACACACACACACACACACACACACACACACACACACACACACACACACACACACACACACACACACACACAAACAACACACGCACACAAACAACACAUACACACAAACACACACACACACGCACACAAACAUGCACACACACACACACACAGAUUCAAUUGGUCGUACAUAUCAACAGUGGCUGACGAGGGGAACUACGGCGAGAAAGGGAUCGCGGCUUUUGAAGCUCUGGCCCAAAAAAAUGGCUCGUUUUCAUGCAUUUGUAUCAGCAAGUCUUUGAAGAUACCGCGUGACGUCAAGCCGGAUAUAUUCGUCCGGAUACUCGAAGAAUUAUCCGACUCCCGAGCCAAAGUUGUUGUCAUGUUCGUUAAUGAGGAUAACUGUCGCCGAUUGGUCAACGCCUCGGUGACCCACAACAUGGUGGAGAAUUUCUAUUGGCUGGCGAGUGAUAGCUGGGGGGCGAAGGCAGUCCCUGUCACUGAACAGGAGUGGGCUGCCGAGGGCACGGUCACCAUUCUGCCAGAGAGGCAGUCAGCGAAACAACCACAAAAAAUUCCAGGCUUCGACGAUUAUUUCAUGCAGCUGAACCCAGAGAACAACAAACGCAACGUCUGGUUCAGAGAGUUCUGGGAGAGCCACUUCAACUGCAAAAUCAACAACAACAACAACAGCAACAACAACAACAACGUAAAAUUUUGCACAGGGCAAGAAAAAAUAACCCGCCCCAAAUACGAACAAGAGGGGGUAGUCCCAUUCGUGGUUGAAGCGGUGCAUGCCAUGGCAUACGCCCUCCGACAAAUGGUCGCAGAUAACUGUCCAGGGCUCUUAGCUCCUCUACAAAAUGAGAGAAUUUCUCCAAAUCCCGACGGCCAGAUGCUGCUUGGUUACAUUCGCAGGACGAGUUUUAUUGGGACCGCUGGACAAAGGAUAUUUUUCGAUAAAAAUGGUGACCCACAAGGGAGAUACACAAUUUACCAGUACCAGAGAAAGCAACAACAACAUCAACAACAACAUCAUCAUCAUCAACAACAACAACAACAACAACUAUUGGAGUUGAACUUGCACUUGACUCGUUGGAAACAGGCGAGCCCAUCCCAGCCAACAUCAGUCUGCAGCGAGGAAUGCCAAAAGGACGAAAUUAAAAAGACCGAAUCGGGUGACUUGUGCUGCUGGGUCUGCAUAAAAUGCGGCCCUUACGAAAUUAAAAAAGGGCCGAAUUGUCUCAGCUGCCCAAAUGGUACGAAACCAGACGAAAUGAAGAUGAAAUGUCUUGAAAUCGAUGUAGAGUACAUGAGUUUCAACAGCCCGUGGGCUGUUGUUCCAGCCAUUUUCGCUUCGUUUGGAAUUAUUACGGUUGGAUCAAACUUGAUGUUGAAAAUCUUCUCUCUCUCUUUUUCUCUCUCUCUUUCUCUCUCCCCUCUCCUCUCUCUCUCUCGAUGCCAGUCAUAUUGGUGUUGUAAAAAUCUGAAGUGUAAACUCCAUACAGAGCGGCUGGGCGCCUCGUUAUCCAUUUCCUACUCGGCACUUUUCACGAAGACUAAUCGGAUCUCGCGAAUAUUCAACCAAGGAUCGAAAUCCGGUCGAAAGAAGCCGAUUUUUACUAGUCCGAGAUCGCAGUUGAUUAUAUGUGCUGGCCUGGUGUCGAUUCAGUUGCUCGGUUCGGUGGCAUAUUCGGUACUGGAUCCGCCGAAACCGUCGGUUCAAUACCCGGACCGAGGCACGGUGUGGUAUCGAUGUAACAACGGAGGUACCCCAAUAGCGGUUUCGCUACUCUACAACAUGCUCUUAGUUGUGCUGUGUACCGUGUAUGCCGUUAAAACUCGAAAAAUACCGGAAAACUUUAACGAGACGAAAUACAUUGCGUUUGCCAUGUACGCUACUUGUGUCGUUUGGACCAGCUACGUCCCGAUCUAUUUCGGCAGUCUUAAGGGCGAUUUCAGGGUUGGCAUCCAGAUCUCCGGCUUGUGCAUGUGUGUUAGCAUCAGUGCCUACAUCAACCUCGCUUGCAUAUUCUUACCGAAAGUCUACGUUGUAGUCUUUCAGCCACACAAAAACGUCAGACAAACUGCUAAAAAAGGUAGUCCUAAUUAUUAA
Helobdella robusta is the source of this 2157-nucleotide messenger RNA. RefSeq lists its product as hypothetical. Bases 1 to 2157 code for a protein of 718 amino acids. The transcript is spliced from 13 exons. NCBI's taxonomy places the organism in Eukaryota, Metazoa, Annelida, Clitellata, Rhynchobdellida, Glossiphoniidae. Gene Ontology annotation, biological process: G protein-coupled glutamate receptor signaling pathway; regulation of synaptic transmission, glutamatergic. The record is from RefSeq and is a predicted model, not a curated record. Gene Ontology annotation, cellular component: membrane. Gene Ontology annotation, molecular function: adenylate cyclase inhibiting G protein-coupled glutamate receptor activity.